Molecule: messenger RNA, 795 nt
Organism: Exophiala bonariae
Lineage: Eukaryota; Fungi; Ascomycota; Eurotiomycetes; Chaetothyriales; Herpotrichiellaceae
Product: Arp2/3 complex subunit, actin nucleation center
Exons: 3
Coding region: 1-795 (264 amino acids)
Molecular function (GO): oxidoreductase activity
Source: RefSeq, a predicted model, not a curated record
AUGGCCUCCAAACCUGAUAUCCGCCUCGACGGCAAAGUGGCCUUGAUCACCGGUGCUGGCCGUGGUCUUGGUGCUGGCCUCGCCAAAACCCUCGCUGAGCGUGGUGCCGCCGUCGUCAUCAACUAUGCCAGUUCCGCAAAGCCCGCUCUUGCCACCGUGGCUGAGAUCGAAAAGGCCGGCGGCAAGGCUGUUGCCAUUCAGGCCAACAUCUCAAAGGUCUCCGAAGUCACCAAACUUUUCGAAGAGGCCAUCAAGGCUUUCGGCAAGCUCAACAUCGUCAUCAACAACGCCGGUAUGGAGGCUUUCUCCAAGCCCGAGGAUGUCACCGAGGAACUCUAUGAUCAAGUCUUCGGCCUCAACACUCGUGCCCAAUUCUUCGUUGGCCAACAUGCCUUGAAGUACUUGAGCGAGGGUGGCCGUAUCAUCUUCAUGUCUUCCAUCGCUGCUGGCAUGUCCGUCCCCAACCACGCUCUGUAUGCUGGAUCAAAGUCGGCCGUCGAAGGCUUCACCAGGUCCUUCGCUGCCGAUGGUGGUCCGAAGCGCAUCACUGCCAAUGCCAUCGCCCCCGGUGGUAUCAAGACCGACAUGUUCCACCAGAACGCAUGGCAUUACGCCCCAGGUGCCACCAAGGACACUCCCAUCGAGCACAUUGAGGCUGGUAUUGCCAAACUCAUUCCCCUUGGUCGAUGCGCUGUCCCUGCCGAUAUCGCCAGAGUUGUCAUGUUCUUGUGCCAUGAUGACAGCGAGUGGCUCAAUGGUCAAAUCAUCCGCCUCAGCGGUGGUGGCGCUGCCUAA